Molecule: messenger RNA, 417 nt
Organism: Drosophila pseudoobscura
Lineage: Eukaryota; Metazoa; Arthropoda; Insecta; Diptera; Drosophilidae
Product: protein FAM98B
Exons: 1
Coding region: 30-341 (103 amino acids)
Source: RefSeq, a predicted model, not a curated record
CCGGCUGUGGCACAGUUCCACUGGAGAGGAUGGUCCGAAUGCAGCUCAUCUUAGUCUUUGCUCUCGCUGCCCUUCUGGGAGCGGCAAUGGCCCGGCCGGACAAUCAAGAGCCCAUAUCGGAUGCCGUUCCCGCUGUGGCCUUAUCGGAUGUGGCCGAUGUGGGUGGCCAGCAUGCAGAGGAGGGCGAACGUCCGGCCCGUUGGCUCUGGGGCGGCUGGGGAGGAGGAUGGGGCGGCGGAUGGAAUCGAGGUUGGGGCGGCGGAUGGAAUGGAGGUUGGGGCGGUGGAUGGCGCGUUUCGUAUCGCCCCUGGGGCUAUGGCUAUCGUAGCUAUUGGUGGUAGCAAGCGCCGCAGCGUAUUUGGAUUUGGAUGUAUAAUCGACCCACAACGCAAAUAAAGCAAUUCUCUCAAUAACAAA